Messenger RNA from Culex quinquefasciatus (southern house mosquito), 1477 nucleotides. RefSeq lists its product as uncharacterized. The coding region runs from base 32 to 1477 and encodes 481 amino acids. Lineage: Eukaryota; Metazoa; Arthropoda; Insecta; Diptera; Culicidae. The record is from RefSeq and is a predicted model, not a curated record. Gene Ontology annotation, molecular function: glutamate-gated receptor activity. The transcript is spliced from 6 exons. Gene Ontology annotation, cellular component: membrane.
UCUCCUGCAAUAGUAGUGUCUCUGACUAAUAAUGAUGAUUCGAAUAAGCUUAAUCUUUAAAGUUAAUGUGAGCAUUCUGUUGCUCUUUGCAAUUAGUGCUGAUUUGUCUCACGAUGGCAACAACGGUGAAAAUAUUUCAAAAUUGAUUUACGAAUUUAUCACCAACUAUAAACGGUUGAAAUUUGGCAUAGUGUUCACGUGUUCGCGAGAAGUAAGCGAGGACAUUUUACCGUUUAACAUCGUGACAAAGCAAUUAAUGCGCGGGAAUGUGACGCUCAGAGCAGUUAGUGUCGACGAUUACGACGAGCUGAAUUGUUCAAAUUUUGGAAAUUAUGCACAAUUAAUGCGUGGAUUAAUUGCUCAUCAUCAGUUUGUCCUGCUCGAUAUGAAUUGUCCGAGGGCGAAUAAAGUGCUGUUUGAGGCCUCGCGAUACGAGCUUUUCAACGCUUCGUUCCACUGGCUGAUAAUUGAUAAAAAAGCAUCAUCCACCAACGACGACGAAGCCCCGGACGGCACCGGCCCGGAUCGAUUACAGCGCGGACAAUGGCGCAAUUGCCGGCGGCGGUCGCAGGUUCCACCACUUUUUGGCCGUGGUCCUCCUGCUGUCAGCGGUGGGAACAACGGCAGCUUCUGUUCCGACGAUGGCGAUGAAGAUACUACCACGUUGGACCGCCUGGAAACAAUGAACAUCAGCAUCAACGCGGAAAUAACACUGGUCCGGGAGUCCAGCGUGGCCGGUGGUGCCACGGCCAACGGUGACCGGCGCCGGAAGGUCUAUGCGCUCUUUGAUAUUUGGAACCCCGGCUUCAUCAGCGGUGGCCAGCUGAACGUAACCGCCAUGGGAAAUUACGUCGUGGACAACGCCGGUGGUGGCCGGUUGACCGUGUGGUUCCACCAGAGUACCGUUGUCCGCCGCCGGGACAUGCGAGGCCUUAAGCUGAAGAUAAUGACCGUCGUUACGCAGCGUCCGGGCAUCCCGUUCGAGGUGUACCUGGCGACGCCGAACAACACCCACCUGGACUCGGUCCACCGGUACAAUUUCGGGCUCAUGUCCUACAUCAGGGAUUACUUCAAUUUCAGUUUCAUCAUGCGCCGGACCAAGAGUUGGGGCUAUCUGCGGAACGGAACCUUCGACGGGAUGAUUGGGGCACUGUCCAGGCGGGAGGUCGAUCUCGGUGGGUCGCCGAUGUUUUUUCGCCAGGAACGGCACCGGGUCGUGAGCUACACCACGCGAUCCUUCAUGGAAAGGCCAUGCUUCAUCUUCCGACAUCCCAAGCGGCAGAGCACAAUGCGGAACCCUUUCCUGCUGCCGUUCGAGACCGUAAUCUGGUAUUUGAUGGUGUUUUGCGGAGCCCUGCUGGUGGUGGUCCUGUUCGCCAGCUACCAUUUUGAGGAAUCAGAGAAUCCACCGUUUCCUGCGGUAUCAGCAGAAAGUGGAACAUCCGGCAAAAUCUUCACGUUUGUGGAUCUUGAAUGA